UCCUUAUCAUCUCUCUCUCUCUCUCUCUCUCUCUCUACAUAUAACAUAUUCCACCACCCCACUUCCAAGAAUCCAUUUCAAAUCCUGUUCUUCUGUUGCUGACACAAAACUUGCCACGUUUGAAAAGUUUCUCUUGCCAGCAUUGCAGGUUCUUUCUUUUGUUGGACUCCCACAUGGGUAGGCAUUCUUGCUGUUACAAGCAGAAAUUAAGGAAAGGGCUUUGGUCUCCUGAGGAAGAUGAGAAGCUACUGAAUUAUAUUACCAAGCAUGGACAUGGGUGUUGGAGCUCUGUCCCUAAAUUAGCAGGUUUGCAGAGGUGUGGAAAGAGCUGCAGGUUAAGGUGGAUUAACUACUUGAGGCCUGAUUUGAAGAGAGGAGCAUUUUCUCAGCAGGAAGAGAACUUGAUAAUUGAACUCCACGGAGUUCUUGGCAACAGAUGGUCUCAGAUUGCAGCACAGCUUCCAGGAAGGACUGAUAAUGAGAUAAAGAAUUUAUGGAACUCCUGCAUUAAAAAGAAGCUGAGUCAAAGAGGUAUUGACCCCAACACUCACAAACCUCUCUCUGAGGUUGAGAAUGAUUAUAAAGAGAAACAAUCCACAAACAACAAAAACAAUGAGAAAGCUUCUACUGUAUCUAAUGUUAAUGAACUGAAUCUCAUUGAGCCAGCAAAUUCAAAACCAUCUACUGUUUCUUCCAACUCCAAGAUCACCUCCAAUAAUGAUCACAACAGCAACUUGACACCCACCGCACUAACCCAAGAAUUCUUCCUAGAUAGGUUUGCUACCUCUUAUGAAAGCUCCACCACCAGUUGCAGGCCAUCUGAUUUGAUGGGGUAUUUCCCUUUCCAGAAGUUGAGUUAUAAGCCCACUAUGGGGCUUUCGGUUAAUCCAAAUACCAGUAUCUGCUUUAAUUCAAAUUGCUCCUCUUCUGAGAUAAUUUCUGAGUUCGAUUCUUGUAUGACACCAACUAUUCUCCCAUCCCUUUCAAGCUCAAUGUUUCAAACUCCUAUACGCGUAACGCCUUCGGUUAGUCUUCCAUCCGAUAAUCCUAAUUCUGUAGGCUCUUGUGAGGUCAGUGGGAUUCAGAAUUGGGAAGCCAGUAGCUUCAGUAACAAUGGCAGCAGCUGCAGCAAUGGAAGUAGUAGCAGUAUUGAACUGCAAAAUAACAGCACCUUCUUUGAGACCAACACCUUCUCCUGGGAGGAAGCUCACCUUCGCUCUGUUGAAAAUGACCAAGCUUUCAUCAAAUGGUCUGAAUAUCUGAGUACCCCAUUUCUUAUUGGAACUACUGCCGUACAGAACCAAACAUCUCGACCUAUGUACAGUGAAGUAAAACCAGAAACACACUUCAUAACAGAAGGGUCAAGUACUAGUUGGCAACAGAACCAUCACCAUCAUCAAUAUCAUCAUCAUCCACAAGCUUCCCAGCCAUCAAACAUCUAUGCCAAGGAUCUGCAGAGACUUGCAGUGGCUUUUGGACAAACCCUUUAGGUUGGUUAAUUUGUGUUUAAUUAACAUGUGCAGAGUCUAAUUCAAUUAUAGAAGAGUUUUUUCAGUUUGAGAUGGCUUGGGAAAAAGAUAUAUGUCUUCUUGCCACAGGUGUGUGUGCUAUAGGAUUUUUCUUUUCAUUUUGCAAAUGUGUUUGGUACAAAACUUUUUAGCUUUUUCAUUAUGUUUUAAGUAUUUGUGAUUAGCCAAAUUAAGCUUAUUGUAUUAUUACUUAUCCCUUUCCAUUGAAAACUGUAGAAUUUCUGAAUCA
This is a messenger RNA of Hevea brasiliensis (rubber tree), 1758 nucleotides long. RefSeq names its product transcription factor MYB61. Lineage: Eukaryota; Viridiplantae; Streptophyta; Magnoliopsida; Malpighiales; Euphorbiaceae. Gene Ontology annotation, biological process: regulation of stomatal movement. The transcript has 3 exons. The coding region runs from base 174 to 1490 and encodes 438 amino acids. The record is from RefSeq and is a predicted model, not a curated record.